Molecule: messenger RNA, 1225 nt
Organism: Sphaeramia orbicularis (orbiculate cardinalfish)
Lineage: Eukaryota; Metazoa; Chordata; Actinopteri; Kurtiformes; Apogonidae
Gene: mettl27
Product: methyltransferase like 27
Exons: 6
Coding region: 243-923 (226 amino acids)
Source: RefSeq, a predicted model, not a curated record
CAAAAAUAAAUUAAACAAACCAUAAACAAAAUCAUAAGAGUAUAGAAACCAUAAAAUGCACGUCUAUGUGCUUUAUCGGGAUGAAAGCUAUGCUGUUAGCUAGGUUCGGAUUUUCAGUGAAAGCCUCAAAUGAGGAAUACACGCCCAGAUUCAUGUACUGAAGUGUAUCCUGGGAAAAAAAAGUGUAUUCUGGGUUCAAGUUGUGUGGCUGCUGUCUGUGUGUUUUUAACAGAUCUGUAAAUAUGUCAGCUGCCGCAAACACGUUUGAACACGUGAAAGCUGUUAUUUUAUCAGUUCAUAAGAACACUUCAUCAAAGGACAAGAUCGAUUUCUACAACACCUGGGCAGAGAACUAUGAUCAGGAUGUGGCUGUUUUGGACUAUCGUGCACCAAGUCUGGCAGCAAAAAGCAUCUCCUCUCAUUUCAGUGGUGAUCGUGAAAGAGCUGUCGUGUUGGAUGUGGCCUGUGGCACAGGAAUGGUGGCCAAACAGUUAAAGGGUCUUGGAUUUGGGACCUUUGUGGGUAUCGACGGAAGUGAGAGUAUGCUGGAGUUGGCCCGAAGGAGUGGACUGUACCAGGACCUCAAGCAGUGCAUGCUGGGAGACGAACCUCUACCUGUUCAGUGGGGUACAUUUGAUGUGGUUGUGAUCGUUGGAGCUCUGAGCGUUGGUCAAGUUCCAGUCAAGGUGGUCAGAGAGUUGUGCAAGGCUACCAAGCCAGGGGGCCACGUUUGCAUGACAACAAGAAGUAAUCUGGAUAAUGUGGAAUAUAAAAAGGCUCUGGACCAGGAACUGAAGAAAAUGGAGGAAGAGGGAAUCUGGAGUUGUGUAGAAGUUGUAAAUGUGGACAACUGGGAGAGAGCAGUGUCAGAGCAGGAAGAUGGCUACAUAUCUGGCACUGUUUAUGCCUAUAAGAAGCUGUGACUACAGUGUUGCCCUUAAAGUUGGAAUACAACAGUUUUACCUCUUCUUGUGAAAUGACUGUGGUAAUGUGAUUCAUUUGUAAUAGUGUGACUGGGACUCAGUAUGUAAUCAUUGCACCUGCUCAAAGGUGUUUACUGAUAUGUAUAAAUAGGAAUAAAAAUGAUCCCAACUUUACUGGUAGCAGUAGCGGCACAUGUUUGACCCUAUCUGUCAACGGAGAGUAAAGUAGAAGUAAAAGUCAGAAUCAAGUCAAAUUAUUUGUCAGGCUGUUCUCCAGCUGGAAUCAGACAUAGUUAAAACAU